Folsomia candida is the source of this 996-nucleotide messenger RNA. Its product is annotated as chorion peroxidase-like. Bases 1 to 996 code for a protein of 331 amino acids. The record is from RefSeq and is a predicted model, not a curated record. Gene Ontology annotation, molecular function: heme binding; peroxidase activity. Lineage: Eukaryota; Metazoa; Arthropoda; Collembola; Entomobryomorpha; Isotomidae. Gene Ontology annotation, biological process: response to oxidative stress. The transcript has 4 exons.
AUGUUGACGUCCUUCGUCGACGGAUCAAAUAUUUAUGGAUCAGAAGAUGAGAGACACGCCUUCAUUCGAUCUUUUGAAAAAGGAAAACUUCGAGUAAAUUCUGCAAAUUCAAAAUUUCCUCCGACUAAUGCUGAGAUCGAGGCCGUUUUUGGCACAAAACCUAUGGUCCUGGGGACAUUUCUUGCCGGAGAUGAUAGAGUGAAUGAAAUGCCAGGCUUACUAGUGAUGCACACUUUAUGGUUCCGAGAACACAAUCGUAUCGCGGAAGGAAUUUACAACCUCAUGCCGUUUUGGGAUGAUGAAUUCAUAUUUCAAGAAACGAGGCGCCUUGUCCUAGCAGAAUGGCAAAAUGUGGUUUAUGGCGAAUAUUUGCCGACCCUUCUCGGCAUGGACACGAUGAACAAGUAUGGCCUCACGUUGCGGGAUUGGUGGUCAAAUUACGACCCCAACGUGGAUGCCACCGUUUUCCAUGCAUUUGCUGAUGCUGCAUACAGAUUUGGUCACACCUUCAGCAACGGAAUAAUCCAGCUGUACCGCGGCUUAGAAAAUAUCGGUUCAUAUCGAAUUCGGCACAACUUUUUUGUUGACACUCAAGUGGUACAGGAUGGUGGGAAAGGAUACGAUUACAUUUUAAAUGGCCUCCUGAUACAGAACGCACAAACGUAUGAUCCAUUUGUCACCGAGGACUUAACAAAUCAUGUCCUACAACUUCCCACAGACGACUUUGGGUCUGACUUAAUUGCAAGAAAUUUUCAAAGAGGGCGUGAUCACGGUCUUCCAGCUUGGAUGGAAUUCAGAAGAUUGUGUGGCCUAGAGACGACCACCAGUUGGCUUAAUAAGCCGGUAGAGGUGGUUAGCGACAGUUGGUUAAAAUUGCAAGGAUUGUUCCAAAACCCGAACGAAGUUGAUCUUUUUACGGGUGGGAUUAUCGAAGUUCCAAUGGGUGAAGCGUUAACAGGGCCAACUUUUAAUUGUUUGAAGGUAAGUUGGGAAUGA